CCGCCGGGAGCUGUAGUCCGUCCCUCCUGCCCAGUCAGCGUGGUGCUGCCCGCCCUGUUCCCGGAGGCCAGAGCCGCCGCCCAGGGGGAUGCGGGAGCCCCUGGUUCGGGGGAACAGAGAGGCAGGCGGGGUGAGGGUCGUUGCCAGGCAACGGGCGAGCGCCACGGUUGGGGAGCCGAGGACGGCAUGUCCCAGGCCCCAGGAGCUCAGCCAAGCCCGCCCUCCGUGUACCACGAACGGCAACGCCUGGAGCUCUGUGCCGUCCACGCCCUCAACAACGUCCUGCAGCAGCAGCUCUUCAGCCAGGAGGCUGCCGAUGAGAUCUGCAAGAGGUUGGCCCCAGACUCCCGGCUGAACCCCCAUCGCAGCCUCUUGGGCACCGGCAACUAUGACGUCAACGUGAUCAUGGCUGCCCUGCAGGGGCAGGGCCUGGCCGCCGUGUGGUGGGAUAGAAGGAGGCCGCUGUCCCAGCUGGCGCUGCCCCGGGUGCUGGGGCUGAUCCUGAACCUGCCCUCGCCUGUGUCCCUGGGGCUGCUCUCCCUGCCGCUGCGCCGGCGGCACUGGGUGGCCCUGCGCCAGGUGGACGGCGUCUACUACAACCUGGACUCCAAGCUGCGGGCGCCCGAGGUCCUGGGCGACGAGGAUGGUGUCAGGGCCUUCCUGGCAGCCGCGCUGGCUCAGGGCCUGUGCGAGGUGCUGCUGGUGGUGACCAAGGAGGUGGAGGAGAAGGGCUCCUGGCUGCAGACAGACUGACCCCGAGGAGGGGGGGACCACGGCCGCCCGCCGGGCGUGGCCCCCGCGCAUCCACAGCGGGCUCCCGAGCGCCGGGGGAAGGGCCAGGCAGCCCCUUCUCCGCAUCCCCUCCCCCCCCGCCCCACAUGCCACUGCUGCCUCAAUAAACCCGAUGGAUGAUUUGCUCCCAGCCUGGCCUGAGUCUCACCGGGGGCCCCUUUCCUUCAGUUCCGCUGGUUUAUCAGAGAGGCCCAGGCGGGCCUGGCCGGGAUCCCAGCUCUCUGCCACCUCCCGGCUUCGCCACCCAUCUCUCGGGCCUCAGUUUCCUCAUGGGGGUGGGCCCAGGGGAAAACAAUACAAAUGCCUGCCCUCCCGAGGCACCUGGGAGAGACCAGGAGUGAACAGAGAGAUGCAGUCCAGGGUGUUUAGGGAGAUAAGCCCCAAACAGAAGGAGAGGGUUUACUUCUUGACUCCCAACUCAUCUACCAACUGCAGUCAUGGCCCCAAAAGAUGUCCAAAUCCUCAUCCCCGGAACCUGCGAAUAUAUUCAGAUGCGUGGCAAAGGGGAACGAAGGUUGCUAAUCCGCUGACCUUAAAAUCGGGAAAUUAUCCUACAUUGUCUGAGUCGGCCCGAGGGCCCUUAAAAGUGAAGCAAAAAAAUAAAAAUUAAAAUUAAAAAAAAAAAAAAAGUGAAGCAGGCACGGGACUUCCCUGGUGGUCCAGUGGUUAAGACUCCACUCUUCCACGGCAGGGGGCAUGGGUUCGAUCCCUGGUCAAUCCCACACGCAUGGCGGUGCAGCCAAAAAAAAAAAAGUGAAGGAGGCAGGAGAGGAGAAUCUCAGACAUGACUAAGGAAGCAGCGUCAAAGAGAUGCUACACGGAGGGGGCGCUUUGAGACAAAAGAGGGUUCACGGGCCAGGAAAUGCAGGCAGCCUCUAGGAGGUGAAAUACACAAGGAAACGGAUUCUCCCCCAGGACCCCAGAAGGAACCAGCCCUGCCCACACCUUGACUCUAACCCAGUGAGACUCAUUUUGGACUUCCGACCUCCAGAAAUGUAAGAGAAUCAAUGUGUGUUGUUAUAAGCCACUACUUUUGCUAGAGCAGCCAGGGAAAGGAACACCAGGGAAAGGAACACAACGUAGAAUUCCUCGGGGCGGUGGAAGGUGUUGCUGAGGAGGUGUUUGAGCAAAGACUGGAAGAAGGGGAGGGAGAGAGGCAGGCACGGAGAGGUCUGCAGGAGAAGCAUUCCAGGCAGAGAACAGGCAGUGCAAAGGUCCUGAGGCAUGCUGGUGUGGCUGGAGCUGAGGGAGCGAGGGAGAGAGAGGGUGGAGAGGUGACGGAGGGGGAAGAUGGUGGCCGGUGCGAUUUGAGCAGAGGAAGGACAGACUCCCACUGGGUGUCCUCUCCACAGUCUCCCCUGAGCAGCCCCCCAUCCUGUCCUGUACCCUUCCCCCAGGGCCCCCUGUCCCUCCGGGUCUGGCCUGUGCAGCUGGAUGCUUGCCCUCCCCAGCUCUCAGGCUGGGAGGAAGACACAAGGGGAUGGAUGUAAAGACCCCCAGUCCCAGUGGUGGGGUGUUUUAACAGGGGUCCCAUGGGACAAAGUGGGGGCCAUGGGAAGAUGAGGGGUCCUGGGGGAGCUGGCUGAGGGGCGUUCUCCAGGGAGCCAGUGGGAAGGGAGGGAGGGCCCAUUCCAGAAUUAGAAACAGCCCAGAUUGAGACCUGGCAUGUUGAGGGAGAUGAUUUCUCCAGUAGCCAUUCGAGGAGGUGAUAAAGAGAUAAGGGUGGAUCCUGGCAGGUCCACAGCCCACAGGGCCUCCAAGAGCAGCUGAGGGGCUGGACCUGGUCCAGGGCAAUGGGUAGGGCUGUGAGCAGGGGUGGGGGCAGGUCGGUCCUGGGUGCAGAAAGACCCUUUGGGGCCACGUGGGGGGAAGGCUGGAGGCUGGGAGGCCCAGGAGGAAGCUGAGGGUCCCAAUGGGAGAGGACAAGGCCUGAGUCAGGACCCUGGGGGCAGAGUGGAGGUGACAAGAGAAUCAGGGCAGGCUCUGGGGGUGAGGGAGAGGGGCAGGGAAGGAGGUACCCGGCGUCUGGCCCUGGGACCUGGGGGUCAGUAGGGCCACCCCAACAGAUGGGACCGAGGGAGGAGGAGUGGGUGUGGGGGACACGCUGAGCUCAGGGGGAUGUAAGGAGUGUGACAGGCCGGGUGACAUCGGGGAGGAGGACCAGGGUCAGGGACCCAGGAGAUGCUUUGAGGGGUCAUGGGCCUAAAACUGUGAGGGAGGAACAUGGGCAAAAGAGGGGCCCUCCAUUAGGUGGCAGGCAGAUAUGGGGGACCUGGAGGCACAGGGAGGCCGUGGGCAGGGAGAGGCAGGCAGGGCUCCAGCUGGGGGCGUCUCCCCAGCCCGCCUCAGGCUGUGCUCCACCCAGACAGUAAAUUCUGAGAGGGACACAAGAAAGAAGGCGGUGGGGGCGGGGAGGGGAGCAGGCGCCGGCAGGACACGCUGACCUGUGGUGAUGGGGGCACUUGGGCUUGGCGGGUUCUGGUUCCCAAGACCUCAGAGGUCAAAGGGCAACUUGGAAAGUGAAAAGUCAAGCAGCACACGUGAGGGGAACUGCUGGGGUCCCGGGACACCCCAACCCGGGGUGCCCCCCACACCCGCCCAGUCUCUGACUCUCUCCGUCCUCCCUUUGGGUCCCUCGCGUGGGCGCUCUUUCUGGGCGUUUCUGUCUCUCUGUGUCACUCUCAGCUUCUGGGGCCCGCUCCUGCCCCUUGGGCCUGUCGCCUGUCCCAUCCGGUCCCAGACAGCCUGGCGGGGCUCCCUGAGUGUUUCUAUUCCUGGGCCUGAGUGACCUCCCCAGGUGCCUUCUCACUGGUGGCCUAAUAUGGUCAGAGCGGGAGCCCAGAGGACAAGGGUGGGACCUGGGGAGGGGGCGUGGGGGUCCCUGCAGCCUCCCUCCUCCUGCUCCCAGCACCCCCCCAGGCGCUAACCCCUCCUGCUCUGCAGCCUAGAGGACCGGCAGGCUGGGCCAGUGCACAGAUUGAGCGCUUACCGUUUGCCCCUUACGGUGGGUGCAGACGGGCCCAUGCAGCCUCGAAAGCCCCCAUCUGCUGGGGCCACCCCACUUCUCACAAGCCUGAGGCAGGCUGUCCCUUGUCCCAGGGUGCCCAGCCAGGCUGGUCCCAGAGCAUCUGUUGGCAGGGGCUCCUGGGGAUCCCCGGUUGCCCUUUGGGGGUGCCCCACACAGGCCCCCAGGGGCCUCUCAGUGCCGGCCUGGUUGCAGGAGGGAAGGAAGGGGGCCGGUCACGUGGAAGGUGCAGGGGGAGGUGACAGCUGUCCCGUGCCCCCGGGUGCUGACAGCUGAGGCCCAAUUUAGCUCUCGGAGCCCGGGGCUAGCCAGAUAAGGCAGUGAGGGGUGCAGCCCCGCCCCCAGGGCACCCCUUAAAUCACCCUGUCGGGUCCUGGGGGGUGGCCGCCAGCGAUGCCAGGUGAGAGGGGCCGCGCUCCUUCCUGACUCCCCGCGUCCCGCCUGCACCGCGCUGGCCCUCUCUCCGGCUCUCCGGGCUCUCGUGUCUCUCUCUCUCUCUCUCUCUCUCUGUCAUCUCUCUCCCUCCCGUCUCUCCAUCAGUCUUUCUGUCUCUUCCGACGACCCUCCCGCUCUCCAUUUCUCCCCAACCUGUUCCUAACUCUGCCUCUGUCCUUCUUUCUCUGUCUCUCUUGCCCCGUCCUCUCUCUCUUGUCUCUGUCUUCCCAUGUCUAUCUAAUCUCUCUUCAUCUCUUUCUGUGUAUCUCUCCUGUCUCUUUCCAUUUCUUUGUCUGUCUCUGUCUCCCCAUCUCUGACCCUUCCGCCCGUCUCUCUCCCUUCUUCCGUGUGUGUGUGUGCGUGUGUGUGUGUGUGUGUGUGUGUGUGUGUCUGUCUCUCUCCUCACUUCUCUUGGUCUCUCCCAGUCGCUACCUGUCUGUCUCUCUGCCUGUCCCUGACUUUCUCUUCCCGUCUCUCUCUGACCCUACCUCUCCAUCGCCCUGGAUGGAGGCCGCCUGGGGCCUCUGCUGCGGUUUCUGCUGAAUAAAGCUGUUUCUGUCCUCACCUCUCCGCUCCUCUCGCCUCUUUCCCUUUCUCACCCCUCUGCCUCUGAGCUCAGCACCCCCGCCCUGAACCCGGGUGGGUGGGGGUCGGGAACCCGGGGCUGGGGUCGGGGUCGUGGGGUCGGGGUUCCUCCCUCCCAGAGACUGCAAGAAACAGAGGCUGAGAGAAAAACCGAGAGAUGGAUGCAGAGGGAGACCCAGAGACAGCAAGAGACAGGGACUCAGAGACAGAGACAUACCGGGAUGGGGGCCAUAGACUCAGAGAUGGGAGAGCCAGUGGGACAGCAGGACCUAGAUACGCGGAGAAACAGUGAGACAGGGCGACAUCUCCAUCUCAGAGACAGGGAGAUGCAGAGACACGGAGAGAGAUUCGGAGGCCGAGAGACAGAGAUUAGACGGUGCCCCGCAUCCCCCCAGACACGGCAGACUGAGCUGGGCAGCCCCCUCCCCCUCCCGCCAGGCGGUGCCAGGCCCCAGACAACGGGCCUUUGUCCUGACAGGGCCUUGACUCUGUCGGGGCAGCUGGGGGCUGGGCUGGCUGGGCCCCGGUGUUGGGGGGGAGGGGCGGCCACCAGAAGCCUGGCCUUGGCCUCCACCCUCAGACUCCCCCUCCUCCCUCCAGCCUCCCUUCUGGGGUCUCUGCCCACUCCCAGCCUGCUUUCUGCUCUGACGGGGAAGGGGACAGGCACUUAUGGAGCACCUGCUGGAUGUACCUGAAAUGCCUCCGUGCCCCUCCUGACACCCUCUUGUCUCCCCUGUCCCUUCCUCUGUGCUCUCUGCUUAUUCUUCCUGGGCUUCUGGCUCCCUUCCUUGGAAAAGAUGGGCAUUUAUUAUGUUCCUAGUGUUUGCCAGGCAAUUUCCAUACACCGUCUCUGCACCUUAUACUCUUUUUGCUCUCCUGUCCCUUCCACCGUUUCCUUUCCCUUCUUCCUGAUCUGCCUGGUCUCUCCUGCAAGGAAAUGGGCAUUUAUUGAGCACCUACUGUGUGCUAGGGAAUUUACAAACCCUGUCUCCUCUCUUAUUAUAUACACCCUUUUCUCCCCCCAAUUCUUUUCUUCCUUCUCUAUUCAUUUCCUCUCCUUUUUUUUUUUUUUUUUUUUUUUGCGGUACGUGGGCCUCUCACUGUUGUGGCCUCUCCCGUUACGGAGCACAGGCUCCGGACGCGCAGGCUCAGCGGCUAUGGCUCACAGGCCUAGCUGCUCCGCAGCAUGUGGGAUCUUCCCAGACCGGGGCACGAACCCGUGUCCCCUGCAUCGGCAGGCGGACUCUCAACCACUGCGCCACCAGGGAAGCCCUCCUCUCCUUUUUGACUCUGCUCCCUCCUAGGGGAGGGAACAAACAUAUAUUGAGGACCUACUGUGUGCCAGGCAGUUUACACACCAUCUCACCCUUCCUCACACCGUCUUCCUCCCCUGUCUCUCCUCUGUCCUCUCCUUGUCUUUCUGGGCUCUCUGUUCUCUGCCAAGGCAAGGAACACACAUUCAUCGAGUACCUAUGGUAUACCAAGCAAUUGCUUGUGCUUUCUCUACUCUCCUCUCGCCCUCUCAUCUCCACUGACCCGUGGUUUCUGCUGUCCUCUGCUUCUUUCUGCUCUCUGCCAGGAGAGGAACUGGGCAUUUAUAGAGCACCUAUUGUGUGCCUGGUAAUUUCCUUCCACUCCCCCUCCCCCUCGAUUCUCCCUGUCCCUUAAUCUCUGACUUCUCCUUAUUUUCUACUCUGUCUCCCCUUUCUGGGGGGAAGAAAACAAGCAUUUAUGGAGCACCUACUGUAUGCCAGGCAAUUAACACCCCACCUCAUCUUCUCUUGCCUCUUUCUCCCUGCCCCACUCAUUCUGCCAGCUUCUCCCUUCCUGUGUUCUCUGGGCCUUCCUCGGGAAAGGGAACAAGCAUUAACUGAGCACCUCUAUGUGCCCCAUGAUUUGCCGGAACUGCCUCCUCUGACAUCACCUCCUCCCUUCCGCUCCAUCCUUUCGCCUCCUCGGCCAACCUUCCUCUCACCAGUGUCUUCCUCUUCCUCGUUUGCCUUCUCUUCCAAGGAAGACAGCGUGCAUUCAUUGAGCACCUCCUGUGUGCCUCACCCACACACUCGCACGGUCUCUUCCUCAUUUCCUCUCUUCUCCGUGGUUCCUGCUCUCCUCCAGCUUCUCCCCUUCCUCUCUGCCCUGCCAGCUCUCUCCUGGGGGAGAAACUAGGCAUGUACUGAGCGCCUGCUGUGUGCUACUCCUAUCAGCUGUCUGUCUGUCCCAGCUUGCCUCAUAGGCCCUAGGCUCCCUUCUCUCUCCCUCUCUGCUUGCUUUCCUCCUCCUGGCUGCCUCCUCUGCUCGCUGCCAGGAAGGGGGACGGGCAUUUAUUAAGUGCCUAUUGUAUACCCACUGCUUUACCUACACUGUCUCCUUCCAGCACAGCUUCUCCUGUUCAUUCUCUCUGCUGGCGUUUCCCCUCCCCCCUCCUUUUCUGCCUGUCUUCUUUCUCCCGGGAAGAGAACCAACACUUAGGGGCACCGUAUGCCUAGCUAUUUCCACCCCGGCCCUCCCUCCUUUGGCUGUCUUUCCUCCCGUUUUUCCUCUGUGGUGGCUUCUUCACGUCCGUCCUUUCUGACUUGGCUCCUCUCUCCUGAAGAAGGGAAUGGAUGGGCAUUGAUUGAGCGCCAGCUGUGUGCCAGGCUCUUCGUAAGCCCAGCGUCCCCUCCUCACACUCUCUCCCUCCCCCUUUCCCUUCCUCUCGACCGCCUCUUCUCUCCCUUCCUGCUCUCCGCGUUCUCCACCAGGAAAGGGUAGGGGCACUAAUUAAGCACCAACUGCGUGCAGGGCGGUUCACACAGCUGCUGCCUCUCCUUAGACCCUGGGUUCUCCCCUGCCCCCUCCUCUCCUUCUCCUCUUCCUUCUCUGCAGCGGAAGCUCUCAAUUUUUCCAGACGGAAGGCAUGUGGGCAGCGAUCUCAGCCGCCACGGCUGUAGAAGGGGCCCAUCAUUUUCACCUCAGGGUGCUGGGCAGCUGAUGACCGACUGGGGCUCCGUUUGGAUUUCCUCACUGGGGAAAAGAAAAUGUAGAUCACAGCAGCCACUCCCUAGGGCGGGGGGGGAGGGGUGACUGAGGAGACCAGGAGGGAAAGUAGGAUAGGCGGCGCUGGAACAUGCGCGCGGGAGGGAGGAGGGGGCGCUGAUUCUGCUGUUGGUCGUUGAGUCCAGACUCGUCGCCCUCGGGGCCCCCUCCCCCACCUCCCUGCGCCCCCGCCCCCGAGAAGCAGCUGAGGAAACUGAGAAUCGCCCGCCACUCGGCCCCCUGUGUCUCGCCCCGUCUGUGAGCCUCGGGGGGCCCCCUCCCCGCUUCUCUGGAUCUCUCCCCGGUUCCCAGUCUCUCUCUCUCACUAGCUCUCCCUCCCCUCCCUCCCAUUUUCUGGAUCUCCUCUCUCCGCAUCUCCCGCUCCAUCGUUUUUCUCUUUCUCUCCUGCCCCUCCGCCUCACACACGCUUCCGGUGCCUCUGCCCCAUCAGUUUCUCUUGACACACACGUCGUCCUCCCUGCGGGGACUUCGCUCGCACUGUGCGGCCGCCCCCUUCGCCCACCCCCACCCCCGCCAGGUCCUUUGCGUUCUUCGCGCUGCCGCUCCCCCUCCCCCCCCUCCUCUCC
Molecule: messenger RNA, 8442 nt
Organism: Physeter macrocephalus (sperm whale)
Lineage: Eukaryota; Metazoa; Chordata; Mammalia; Artiodactyla; Physeteridae
Gene: JOSD2
Product: Josephin domain containing 2
Exons: 5
Coding region: 187-753 (188 amino acids)
Biological process (GO): protein deubiquitination
Molecular function (GO): cysteine-type deubiquitinase activity
Source: RefSeq, a predicted model, not a curated record